Oryza brachyantha (malo sina) is the source of this 1237-nucleotide messenger RNA. RefSeq lists its product as uncharacterized. Lineage: Eukaryota; Viridiplantae; Streptophyta; Magnoliopsida; Poales; Poaceae. The record is from RefSeq and is a predicted model, not a curated record. Bases 228 to 923 code for a protein of 231 amino acids. The transcript has 3 exons.
UGAACUAGGAAGGCGAUGGUCUGUUGGUGUGUGUAUAAAAGGGAAAGCCUGUGGCCUUUGGAAGCAUACAAUGAUCAGAAACUGAGAGCGAGAGGAGAGAACCAAGAAGUAGUUAGAGCUCAGUAGGAAACAGUUUUGGAGUCACUUCUCUGACAUAAACUGAUAGAGCAUUUAUAGGUCCAGACGUCCAGUGAAAAAACAGAGUAAGAAACACAUCUUCUUUCAGAAUGCCGAUGGAACAAGUCUUCCAGCACUACGACAAAGACACCCUAAAGAUGGCCAUGCUGAAGCAUGAAGAGACUUUCAGACAGCAGGUUCAUGAGCUCCAUCGUCUGUACAGAAUUCAGAAACUUCUGAUGAGAGACCUGAAGAGGGAGCUCAGGAGCCAAAGCAAACUGUCAACCUCCCCAAACGGGUUCGCCGAGUACAGCAGGGCCGCGCUGGACGCCAUGCGCUCCUACCAGCAAUGCUACGGCGCGGCCGCUCGCGGCGACGGCGCCGUCCACCACGCGGCAGCGGCGGCGCGCGCAGCGCUGAGCCUCGACGUGGUCCUGCCGACGGUCGAGUACGCCCAGAGCCCCGAGGAGGACGCGGAGGAGACCGACGACGACGACGACGAGGCGGCGGCGGAGCUGGAGCUCACGCUCGCCGUGGGCAGCGCCACCGCCAAGAAGAGGUACAGCGGCAACGAGCACUCCCCGGGGCAGAGCUUCUCGUCGUCGUCGACGGAGUCCGACGUGCUCGUCACUGGCGUCCGGGAGUGGCAGACGCACGGCGGCGCGACCGCGGACGCGUCCUCGCCGCCGUACCGCCACAAGCGGAGGCCGGCGGCGGCGUUCGACGUAGUGCAAGUCGACGACGGCGGCGUGCAGCAGCCAACACCGCCGCUGCUGUUCCACUGGCUCAGCCUCCGGAUGGCAUGAGACGAGACGAAGGAGAAGCAAUCGGUGCAUGCAUAGACUUGUCUCAUGGCCGGGCGGCGUAAGCCAGCCUGCUGCUGGCUUGUCGUCGUCGAGCCGUUGUACCAUGUGUUUUUUGCUUUUGCUUCCAACUUGGUGAUGGAAAUCAAGUCUAGAAAAAUAAGUUAACUUGUAGCCGAGGAGAACGAAGAGGAAGCAUCUACUUUCCAAAAGAGAAGGAGAAAUGAGAAUGUAGUAGCAGCAUUUCAUAUGAAGUUUUUAUGGCUAGCUCCCGGGCCCUGUUCUUUUCAGACAGAGUAUUGAUUAUGAAUUAUAAC